AUGUCGCCCAGAGUUCUCGUGCUCCUCCUGGGCGUGUGCAUGCUCCUUCAGUCGAGGGUUGAAGGACCCCAGGCUAAGUCAGAGAAGGGAGCCUCUGGCAAUAGUGAUGGCUUCUACGGCCCCAAGCCACAGGACCCCAAAAAGAAGCCUCUCACUGAAGGACCAAAGCCCCCUGCUACUGGCCGCAGAGUUGCUGGAGGCUCAGAAGCCUCUCAGAUCCUGAACACCAUACUGAGCAACUAUGACCACAAACUGCGCCCUGGCAUUGGUGAGAAGCCAACUGUGGUCAGUGUCCAGUUCUCUGUCAACAGCCUGGGUCCUCUCUCAACCCUGGACAUGGAAUACACCAUUGACAUCAUCUUCUACCAGACCUGGUAUGAUGAACGCCUCCGCUACAAUGACAGCUUUGAGACUCUUGUUCUGAACAGCAAUGUGGUGAGCCAGUUAUGGAUCCCGGACACCUUUUUUAGGAAUUCUAAGAGGACCCAAGAGCACACAAUCACCAUGCCAAACCAAAUGAUUCGCAUCCACGGGGAUGGCAAGGUGUUGUACACAAUUAGGAUGACCAUUGAUGCUGAAUGUACACUCCAUAUGCACAGAUUUCCAAUGGAUUCUCACUCUUGUCCUCUGUCUUUCUCUAGCUUUUCCUAUCCUAUGAGUGAGAUGAUCUACAGAUGGGAAGAUUUCAAGCUUGAAAUCAAUGAGAACAACUCCUGGAAGCUCUUCCAGUUUGAAUUUAAAGGAAUGAGCAACAAAACUGAAACUCUCUCAACCCUAGCUGGUGAUUUCAUGGUCAUGACGUUUUUCUUCAACGUCAGCAGGCAGUUUGGCUAUGUUGCCUUUCAAAACUAUGUCCCUUCUUCUGUGACCACGAUGCUCUCCUGGGUUUCCUUUUGGAUCAAGAAGGACUCGGCAGCCGCUAGGACCUCUUUAGGGGUCACCUCUGUACUUACCAUGACUACAUUGUGCACGUUUUCCCGUAAGAAUUUCCCACGUGUCUCCUAUGUCACAGCCUUGGACUUUUAUCUUGCCAUCUGCUUUGUCUUCUGCUUCUGUGCACUGACGGAGUUUGCUGUGCUCAACUUCCUGACCUACAACCAGAUGAAAACCCGUACUUCUCCGACACUUCGUCAUUCUCGUCGUCGUGGCCGCGCACGUGCGCGAGCCCGUGCGCGUGCUCGUGCGAGAGCCCGUGCCCGUGCCCGGCAGCUUCAGGAAGCUUUUGUCUGCACCAUUGUCAACAAGGAGGGAGGUGAUGGAGAGGGGCAGUCCUCCAACCCAGGUAGUUCCCAGCGCUCGAAGCCUAUCUGCUGCAAGUGGCGCAGGGGUUACAAGAAAUACUUCUGCAUGAUCCCCAAUUGCAAAGGUAGCACCUGGCAGCAGGGCCACCUGUGCAUCCACAUCUACCACCUGGAUGACUACUCGCGGGUUGUUUUCCCACUGGCCUUCUUCUUCUUCAGUGUGGUCUAUUGGCUUGUUUGCCUUUACUUGUAG
Molecule: messenger RNA, 1494 nt
Organism: Trichechus manatus latirostris (Florida manatee)
Lineage: Eukaryota; Metazoa; Chordata; Mammalia; Sirenia; Trichechidae
Gene: GABRE
Product: gamma-aminobutyric acid type A receptor subunit epsilon
Exons: 9
Coding region: 1-1494 (497 amino acids)
Biological process (GO): nervous system process; synaptic transmission, GABAergic; signal transduction
Cellular component (GO): neuron projection; postsynapse; dendrite membrane
Molecular function (GO): benzodiazepine receptor activity; inhibitory extracellular ligand-gated monoatomic ion channel activity; GABA-gated chloride ion channel activity
Source: RefSeq, a predicted model, not a curated record